UGCUUUGAAACUUGAAACCCUCUCUCUCUCCCUCUCUCUUUUCUCUCAACUGAAAUAUCUUUUACUACUUUCGUUUUAUAACUCUUUCUUACUUUCUUGAAACCCAUUCAUUUCUCCAUCGAUAUCUCGAUCUAUUGAUUGAUUCCAUGAGCGAUUCCUCCGCAUCGACGACAUCAAUCGGCGAAGAAGAGGAUGGAGGCCGGGGAGGUAGCGAGACGUCCUCCGGUGAGCCGGAGCGGGCGGCGGAAUCAGGGCGGCGCUGGCGCGACGUGUUCUGGCUCUUCGUGUUUCUUGUCCAUCUUCUUGCCUUCGGCUUCGCGCUGGGGCUUCUUGGGAUGAAUCGGUUCCAGGGGCCCGAUCGGCUCAACAUCGAUCGGUAUCGGAACAUCACUGGCUGGGGCGGAGGCAAUCGGACGGUGGAGUUUGGGGACCGAACUGUCGGCCAUGUGCGGGUUGACCUGACGGAGACGUUCUGGCCACUCUAUGGGCUCGCCGGCGGCGUGGGGACGGCGCUGGCGUGGGCUUGGUUGGUGCUGUUGGGUUCUAGGGCAAAUCAGAUGAUGAAGCUUUCUGUGCAUAUCUUGACGACUUAUCUUGCGGUGGUGAGCGUGUUGUGCUUCUGGGGCGAGCACUUCUUUUGGGGCGUCGCGUUCGCUGUUGGAGCUGGGCUGCAGUUCUUGUAUGUCAUGUCCGUCAUGGAUCGGAUCCCCUUUACAAUGCUUGUGUUGCAAAAGGCUGUGAAGAUGGUAUGGGAACUACCUGAGGUGAUGAGAGUGGCCUAUGCCUUUGUGUUUGUCAUGCUUUGUUGGCUUGUGAUAUGGACAUUUGGAGUAGCUGGCACAAUAUCUUUAAGCGCGGAUGAUGGUGCACGCUGGUGGCUUCUUCUGGUCUUUUCUGUCAGUUUAUUUUGGACAGGAGCGGUGCUUUGCAACACAGUUCAUGCGAUAGUCUCUGGAAUGGUGUUUCUUGUUCUUAUCCAUGGUGGUCAAGGAGCACCAUCAAUGCCUCCAAAGCCAUUACUUAAGGCACUUCAAUAUGCUUUGACAACUUCUUUUGGUAGCAUUUGUUAUGGAUCACUUUUCACAGCUGCUAUCCGAACAUUACGGUGGGAGAUCCGGGGAGUGCGAUCAAAAAUCGGCAACAAUGAAUGCUUGCUUUGUUGUGUUGAUUUUUUGUUUCAUCUGGUGGAGACACUAGUCCGUUUUUUCAAUAAAUAUGCAUACGUGCAGUCUAUAACAACAUCUAGUGAAUACACCAACCUUUACCUAAAUUACUUGCCCCUUCUGGAUUUCCCAAACAAACUGAUAGCAGUCAAUGGCAAAGGAUUCAAUCAUUCGGCUAGAGAUGCGUGGGAGUUGUUCCAGUCCACCGGAGUUGAAGCCCUUGUAGCCUAUGAUUGUUCGGGCGCCGUUUUACUGAUGGGCAGUAUUCUUGGGGGGCUUAUUACUGGAACCUGCACAGCAAUUUGGACUCAUUUUAAGAGGGAUGAUAGAGUUAUUAUGGUUGGUACCACCUCCAUGUUGAUAGGAAUGAUCCUGGUGGGCCUGGCGGUGGUGGUGAUUGAAGGUGCGGUAACAUCAAUAUACAUAUGCUAUGCAGAGGACCCGUCUCUAAUCCAGAGAUGGGAUGAUGAGUUCUACAACCAAAUGGCGGAGGCUCUUCACCAGCGUUUGCAGUAUCGCAGUGCAAGAGCCGGAAGAGUAACAAGAUUGGAUCAAAUCCCAGAUACACCAUCCCCAGUUUGAAUAAAAAAACAAAACAAAACAUACAACAUGCACCCCCACCGUCCCAAGUUUGGAAGAGUAACAAAUCCCAGACACACCACCCCCAGUUUGAAAAAAGCAUACAACACGCCCCACCGUCCCAAGUUUAGUUGUGAUCUUACAUCUCAUUUAAUUUAUACAAAGGUCGGUUUUUUUAUUUAAGUUAAACCUUUGAGAUAUAGAUUA
Messenger RNA from Dioscorea cayenensis subsp. rotundata (Guinea yam), 1949 nucleotides. RefSeq names its product CTL-like protein DDB_G0274487. Gene Ontology annotation, biological process: transmembrane transport. The record is from RefSeq and is a predicted model, not a curated record. The transcript is spliced from 8 exons. Gene Ontology annotation, molecular function: transmembrane transporter activity. Gene Ontology annotation, cellular component: membrane. The coding region runs from base 147 to 1745 and encodes 532 amino acids. NCBI's taxonomy places the organism in Eukaryota, Viridiplantae, Streptophyta, Magnoliopsida, Dioscoreales, Dioscoreaceae.